AUGCUCGUGGAGCCGUCUUUUGAUCCAACAAAAAACAAGGAACAUGAUUGGAUAUACACAACAGUCAAGUUCGGACAAGUCACCCUCGAGAAGCCCACAUUCUUUACGGAUGACAAGGAGGUUGAGUUUCUCCCAUGGCAUGCCAGGCUUCAGAAUAUGACAUACUCAGUUAGGAUGAAAGUAAAUGUCCAAGUUGAGGUGUUCACAAAAAAAGUUGUUAAAAGUGACAAAUUCAAGACGGGACAAGACGAAUAUGUUGAGAAGAAGAUAUUAGAUGUCAAAAAGCAGGACAUUCCAAUUGGUAGGAUACCCGUGAUGGGGAGAAGGGAAAGGACGGGGGACAGCUAUAAGAAGGGGGAGUGUGCCUUUGACCAGGGUGGAUAUUUUGUUAUAAAAGGGGCUGAGAAGGUUUUUAUAGCUCAGGAACAAAUGUGCACAAAGAGAUUGUGGAUUUCUAGUUCACCAUGGACAGUCUCCUACAGGUCCGAGACUAAAAGAAAUAGAUUCAUCGUGCGUCUCGCAGAGAAUCAGAAAUCAGAAGAUUAUAAGAGAAGGGAGAAAGUGCUGAUCGUGUACUUCUUGUCGACUGAGAUCCCAGUCUGGGUACUGUUCUUUGCAUUGGGUGUGUCAUCAGACCAAGAGGUAGUUGAUCUAAUUGGUUUUGAUGGUGAGGAUGCAAUCAUUAACAAUAGUCUCAAUGCUUCUAUCUGCGAGGCUGAUGCAGUUUGCCGCGAAGGGAGGAAUGCUCUAGCAUAUGUUGACAAGCUGGUAAAAAAUGCAAAAUUCCGACCUAGCGAAAGUGUGGAUGACUGCCUACGACUAUAUUUGUUUCUAGGCCUCAAAAGUUUGAAACAGAAAGCACGAUUCCUAGGCUACAUGGAAGAUGGAAAGGGUUUCAGUGUUGUAGCCAAUCUGGGUCAUGCAAAUCCAUUGCAGACUCUGAUUGAUCUGAGGAGAACGCAACAACAAGUCUUAUGUAUCGGCAAGGUUGGAGAUGCAAGAUAUCCGCCUCCCUCUCAGUGGGGUAGAGUAUGCUUUCUGUCAACUGCGGAUGGUGAAAAUUGUGGUCUUGUGAAGAACAUGUCUCUCCUUGGACUGGUCAGCACUCAAAUUUUAGAGCAUGUGGUAGAAAAACUAUUUGAUUGUGGAAUGGAGGAGCUAAUGGACGAUACAAGCACACCACUAUCUGGCAAACAUAAAGUUCUUCUCAAUGGAGACUGGGUUGGAUUAUGUUCAGACUCUGAGUCCUUUGUCGCGGAGGUAAAAAGCAGCCGGUGUCAAACUGAAUUACCUCUUCAGAUUGAAAUCAAGCAAGAUAAAGAUGACAAUGAGGUGAGGAUUUUCACUGAUGCUGGUAGACUACUCCGACCUCUCUUGGUUGUAGAAAAUCUCCACAAGCUGAAGCAAGACAAACCUUCACAGUACAGCUUCGAGCAUCUUCUUGACCAAAGGAUUCUCGAGCUAAUCGGGAUUGAGGAAGAAGAAGACUGUACCACAUCAUGGGGAAUUAAGCAGCUUCUUAAGGAACCUACCAAUUAUACCCACUGCGAAUUGGACUGUCUUUCCUGUUGGGCUAGGAGAGUUCUCUACCAGUCCCAGAAGCACUAUCAACAAGCCAUUGGGUUCUCAUCAACAAACCCUAACAUCCGCUGUGAUAUACUGAUCCAGCAGCUGUUCUAUCCCCAGAAGCCACUUUUCAAGACAUUGGCAUCAGAAUGUCUUCAGAAAGAAGUGCUGUUUAAUGGCCAAAACGCAAUAGUUGCUGUGAAUGUUCAUCUUGGGUACAACCAGAAGGAUUCCAUUGUGAUGAACAAGGCUUCAUUGGAGCGUGGUAUGUUCUGUUCUGAGCAGAUUCAGAGCUUCAAAGCUGAGGCGGAUAGCAACGACUCAGAGAAGCGAAAGAAGAUGGAUGAGCUUGUUCAGUUCAGGAAAACUCACAGUAAAAUAAGUAGAGUAGACAGCCUUGAUGAUGAUGGGUCUCCUUUUAUUGGUGCUAAUAUGCACAGUGGCGAUAUUGUCAUUGGCAGAUGUACACAGUCUGGGACUAAUCACAGUGUAAAACUCAAGCAUACCGAGAGAGGGAUUGUGCAAAAAGUGGUAAUAUCAUCUAAUGAUGAUGGGAAGAAUUUUGCUGCAGUUUCUCUGAGACAGGUUCGUUUUGCAUGCCUUGGAGAUAAAUUUUCUAGUAUGCAUGGGCAGAAGGGUGUUUUAGGCUAUCUAGAGGAACUGGAGAGUUUUCUUUUCACGAUCCGAGGCAUAGUUCCUGAUAUUGUGAUAAACCCGCACGCUUUCCCUUCUAGGCAAACACUGGGCCAACUCUUGGAGGCUGCUCUCUCCAAAGGAAUAGCUUGUCCUAUCCAAAAAAAGAAGGGAAGCUCUAAUGCAUACACCCAAUUGACUCGACAUGCCACUCCUUUCUCCACUCCGAGUGUCAAUGAAAUCACCGAGCAGCUUCGUAGGGCUGGCUUUUCAAAAUGGGGAAACGAAAGGGUCUACAAUGGUAGAUCAGGAGAGAUGGUGUGUUCACUCAUAUUCAUGGGUCCAACUUUCUACCAGCGGCUUGUCCACAUGUUAGAGCACAAAGUCAAAUUCAGGAACACCGGACCAGUGCACCCGGUCACACGCCAGCCGGUUGAAGACAGAAAGAGGUUUGGUGGAAUAAAGUUUGGAGAAAUGGAGCGAGACUACCUUAUAGCUCACGGUGCUUCAGCUAAUUUGCACGAGCGACUCGUCAUGCUAAGCGAUUCAUCGCAGAUGCACAUCUACAGGAAUUGUCAAACCUUUGCGAAUGUGAUCGAGAGUACAGUAAGCAAUGGAAGAAAGAUCAGAGGACCUUACUGUAGACUGUGCGAUUCGUCGGACCAUGUGGUCUGGGUUUACGUGCCUUACGGAGCUAAACUUCUGUGUUAG
Molecule: messenger RNA, 2910 nt
Organism: Arabis nemorensis
Lineage: Eukaryota; Viridiplantae; Streptophyta; Magnoliopsida; Brassicales; Brassicaceae
Source: the annotation of a GenBank genome assembly